Molecule: messenger RNA, 960 nt
Organism: Trematosphaeria pertusa
Lineage: Eukaryota; Fungi; Ascomycota; Dothideomycetes; Pleosporales; Trematosphaeriaceae
Exons: 2
Coding region: 1-960 (319 amino acids)
Molecular function (GO): protein binding
Source: RefSeq, a predicted model, not a curated record
AUGCCCCGUCAUGUCACCAGCGACGACGACGAACCGCUCGAGGACAAGACUGCUGCUCUCUCGCUCCGCUCGAAGCGCACGGGGCGCAUGUGGAAGAAGCAAGCGAAGCGCGACCGCAAACGCGAGGCCGUCCUCACGCUCACGAAGCUCCCAACCGAACUGAUCCUCGAAUGCCUCAAGCUGCUGCAGCCCGGCGAUGUCCUCAGGUUCGGCUUUGUGAACCGCCGCUUCCGCUCCCUUGUCGACGCGAAUGCAGCUGUUCUCGGGGGUGCCUUCCUUGGAACGCGCUACCCGCUCCUCGUCCAAUGCUUCCCCCUCCCGAAGAGGCUGGCCGAAGUCGAUGCCGCCCUCCAGGCCCUGCUCGUACAUCCGAAGCGGCAGAGCCAGCUCGGUAUCCAUCGCAAGCCGUACCAGCAUGUCCCGCCGCCUGACCCCAAUGUCCUCUGCACCUGCCUGACGUGCGUCAUGUCCUGGAACAACCUGUGCCUGGUGCUCGACUUCGCGCAUUGGCAGGAUAACCUCGACAAAGGGGAGCCUAUACCGAUUGUUCCGCGGGGCCAGUCACCACAAUGGAACCAGCAGCUCGUGCAUCGCAACGCGAACAUUGUGCGCCUGGCCAUCCGAGACCCCCUUUGGCAUGCCCGAAUCCUGGAAACGCACCUGGACAGCACGAUACGCUCGAUAAGACGGCAUGCGAAGAACAAGGGAAACAAGAGGAAGCACGUCGAAAUGACCGACGAGGAGGCAGAGUUGGGCACCGACCGCUUCCUGUCGAAGCCGGGACCCUCGAGCUUUGAGUUCCCAUACAUUCGGGAUGAGUACUACUUGCUCGAAGCUUACCUUCCCAACCGCACAUGGAGGACGCCUGAGCAGAAGUGGCUAUACAUCAUAGAAGGCCAGCAUGAACGAGACCUCGGCAUGGUUGUCCACUUUGCAAAAAGGGUUCAAGAGCCGACAUAG